AUGCCGCAAAGCAUUCCUCUAAAAGCGCCAAACGGUCAAGAAUGGGAGCAGCCAACCGGCCUCUUCAUCAACAAUGAAUUCGUAGAUUCCUCGGCCCCAAAUAAUACCAUAUCCUCGAUAGAUCCGGCCACGGAACAAGAAAUCGCAGCCGUGCAAGCCGCAACAGCCCAAGAUGUAGACCGCGCGGUGCGAGCCGCGAAGAAAGCACUGAAAAGCCCAGAAUGGAAGAACAUGUGCGUUACGCAACGCGGGCGCCUCAUGGCCAAGCUCGCAGACCUAAUUGAAGAGAACAAGGAAUUGCUUGCUACGAUUGAUGCCUGGGACAACGGAAAACCGUACCACGUAGCCCUCAACGAAGACGUGCCCGAGUCCUUCUCCACAAUCCGGUACUACGCAGGAUGGUCCGACAAGCUCUCUGGCCAAACCAUCAGCACGACGCCGCAGAAAUUCGCAUACACGCUGCGCCAGCCGGUAGGCGUCGUGGCGCAAAUCAUACCCUGGAACUACCCGCUAUCCAUGGCAUGCUGGAAAUUGGGGCCUGCGCUCGCGUGCGGCAACACAGUUGUGCUGAAAGCCGCGGAGCAGACGCCGCUGUCGAUUCUCGUGCUGGCGACGCUGAUUCGGGAAGCGGGGUUUCCGGCUGGCGUGGUGAAUAUUUUGAAUGGGCUUGGAAGGGAGGCUGGUGCGGCGCUGGUGCAGCAUGCGCUGGUGGACAAAGUGGCGUUUACAGGGUCGACAGCGACGGCAGCGCAGAUCAUGAAGAUGGCGGCUGGCGGGCUGAAAAACAUCACGCUGGAGACCGGGGGCAAGUCGCCGUUGCUUGUAUUCGGCGACGCAGACAUGGAGCAGGCGGUGCGCUGGUCGCACAUUGGCAUCAUGUCGAACCAAGGCCAGAUUUGCACGGCGACCUCGCGCAUACUGGUCCAGGAAUCCGUUUUUGAAACCUUCAUGGCCUUGUUCCGCGAGCAAAUCAAAAAGGUGUCCGUCAUUGGCGAUCAAUGGAGCGAGAGCACGUUUCAGGGCCCCCAGGUGACGAGGCAGCAGUACGACAAGGUGCUUUCGUAUGUCGACAUUGGCAAGUCAGAAGGCGCUGUGCUGGUCGAAGGUGGAGCGGCGUGCGAGGGGCAGGGCUACUACGUCAAGCCGACGGUGUUUACAAACGUCUCGCCUAGCAUGCGCAUCUACAGAGAAGAGAUAUUUGGUCCAUUUGUCGUCAUUGCUACUUUCGUGAGUGAGGAGCAAGCAAUAGAUAUGGCAAACGACUCGGCUUUUGGUCUCGGCAGCGCAGUCUUCACGAGGGACCUGGAGAGAGCACAUAGAGUUGCAGCAGAGAUUGAGUCGGGUAUGGUGUGGGUGAAUAGCAGCCAGGACUGCGACUAUAGGAUACCGUUUGGCGGUGUCAAGCAGAGCGGCAUUGGACGUGAGCUGGGAGAGGCUGGACUCGAAGCCUACACGCAAGUCAAGGCUGUACACAUCAACAUGGGCAAUAAGCUGUAG
Molecule: messenger RNA, 1497 nt
Organism: Exserohilum turcica Et28A
Lineage: Eukaryota; Fungi; Ascomycota; Dothideomycetes; Pleosporales; Pleosporaceae
Exons: 2
Coding region: 1-1497 (498 amino acids)
Molecular function (GO): oxidoreductase activity, acting on the aldehyde or oxo group of donors, NAD or NADP as acceptor
Source: RefSeq, a predicted model, not a curated record